UUUGGUUCGUUGACAGGAGUGGAUACGUGGACACGUCGGUUGUUUGACAAAGUGGCGGGGGGCAGGGAAGAAGAAAUUGACGUUAAGUUUGCGUAGAUCGGUAGUGCUGAGGUUGAUAACUUUAGAAUAUGAUUUCUUAAAUAUUUUAGUCCUAGGAAGGCUUUAGUGAUACAGGUGUUCGUCGUUUUCCACGUAAUCUACUGAUGCCAGCCAUAUCCUUUCAUAUGAUGGUAAGCUGCCUUCAGAGAUGAGGAUCGUCCAGUUAAGAAAAAGUCGGUUGUUCAAGCUUGUUGCUGCUGCACUGUGUGUAAUUCCUCUGCUCUACAUCUUGUUCCUGCAGUCCAAUCAUGAAAAUAUCAAGUUCAGUGCCUUUAGUUCCAAGAAUGUUAAAACAAAACCUCAGUUGGUGAAUGAGCUUGGGAAUUUUGAGCCUCAAAAUGUGGCAGAAAGAACCGGGCCUGGAGAAGGUGGUAAGCCUCAUAUAUUACGAGACGACCAACAGAAUGAUGCAUCCCAAAUGUUGACAGAAUUUGGAAUGAACAUGGUUUGUUCAGAUGAAAUCUCUGUGAGUCGUUCAAUCCCAGACACAAGGAUUCCAGAGUGCAAGCACUGGAACUACCCAGAAGAUCUGCCUAAAACAAGUGUUAUUAUUGUAUUCCAUAAUGAGGGUUGGUCUACACUUCUGCGGACAGUUCACAGCGUGAUAAAUAGGUCUCCACCACAGUUCCUUAAGGAAGUGCUCUUAGUAGAUGACUUCAGUAAUAAAGAGCAUCUGAAAGGAAAACUUGAACAGUACAUAAUGAGGUUUGAUGGUAAAGUAAGACUUGUCCGGAACAAAGAACGUGAAGGUUUAAUUCGUACACGUUCAUAUGGUGCGAAGGAAGCUAGAGGGGAUGUUAUUCUGUUCCUAGAUGCUCACUGUGAAGUGAAUGUUAACUGGUUACCUCCACUGUUAGCACCGAUAUACAGGGACAAGACCAUCAUGACGGUGCCUGUCAUUGAUGGUAUCGACUUUAAGACUUUUGAGUAUCGACCUGUGUAUCAAGGUGGUCAUCACUAUCGAGGUAUUUUUGAGUGGGGGAUGCUUUAUAAAGAAAAUGAGCUCUCUCAGAAAGAAGCAAAGAAGCGGGAGCACAACAGUGAACCUUAUAAGUCUCCUACUCAUGCAGGUGGUUUAUUUGCCAUGAACCGUGACUACUUCCUAUCACUUGGUGCAUAUGAUCCUGGGCUCCUGGUCUGGGGAGGGGAGAACUUUGAGUUGUCCUUCAAGAUUUGGCAGUGUGGUGGCAGCAUUGAAUGGGUUCCCUGUUCGCGUGUUGGACAUGUUUAUCGUAGUUUCAUGCCAUACAAUUUUGGCAAACUUGCUCAGAAGAAGAAAGGACCUCUUGUGACUAUAAACUACAAAAGAGUUGUAGAAACGUGGUUUGAUGACAAAUUCAAGGAGUACUUCUACACACGAGAACCUCUUGCUAGGUACCUGGACAUGGGGGACAUCAGUGACCAGCUGGCUUUGAAAGAGAGGCUCAAGUGCAAGAGUUUUGAGUGGUUUAUGGAUAAUGUUGCAUACGAUGUGUAUGACAAGUUUCCGGCAUUGCCACCCAACCUGCACUGGGGCGAGAUUGGCAGCGUAGCAUUGCCUUCGCUUUGCUGGGACACUUUGGGGCAAGAUGCCCCAGCUUUUAUAAGCAUUUAUGAGUGUAUGGGUGAUAACAACAAUGGUGAUCUAUCUCAGCUAAUACGACUGAAUGCAAAAGGGCAGCUUGGAGUUGGGGAACGUUGCUUUGAAGCAGAUACACAGGGAAUUAAAUUGGUUUUCUGCCGUCUGGGUACUGUGGAUGGACCAUGGGAAUACGAUGAGAUAAGUCACACGCUGUUGCAUCGCAUCCAUAAGAAAUGUGUGGCCCUCCAUCCCCAAACCUCACACCUGUCUCUCAUGCCAUGUGACACUGUCAACACUUACCAGCAGUGGACAUUCAAGGAACUGCAACCCAAGUACUGAACAGCCUCAUCCUGGUUCUCUGUUCCUUUCUGUGUGAUAAAAACAAAGUGGAGUUACAGUUUCAUCAACAUUGCAACUCUCAAUACAGAGACUGAUAAUGGGAGAGACUUCAUGUGAAUGUAAGCAAGUAGGGGAAUUGUAUUUCAGGCCAGAGUUACUUCUGAGUAAUCAUAGGUCCAGUGAUUAAGGAAUUGUUAGCCCAGGACUAUCCAUUGUGAACUAUUUGUGACUGCAGCUGCCUUCUGAUUUCUGCCAGAGCCUGAGGAGACAUGAACCCACUUAACAUUGUUGAAGUUUUACAUAAUUUCUUAAAAAUUAACUCCUGCUGUGAUCAAGACCUUAAUGCUGAAAUCACUGUGGUACAAAGUGUUCAUAAAAAUACAGUCCAUCAUUUCGUCUCUCAGUCACUAUUCUCUUCCAUGUCAUUAGACAAGAUGCAGCAUAAUUGUGAAAUUCUUAGAAUAUUUUAUUCUGUUAAUUGGUUAAUUGUGGAACCGGAGAUAACUUCCCUGACUGUGUGGGUAAUCUACAGAGCAAGAACUUGUUUUGAAAACAGAAUAAAAUAUAUCAGUACUUGUAUUAAGAUAUAAUUUGAGUAGUUUGCUAGUUUGGUAUGUAAAUAUUUAAAGAGGACCACAGGAUAUAUUUUCCACAAGGAAACUAUUUUGGUACUACAUCAUGUGUGAGAAUGUUUCUUUGCUUUACAAGUGUGAAAAUUCAUUUCUUCUUAUAGUGAAGUACUGAUAGAAGACUAGACCAUACCGUAACACAAAUUGGUGCCUGGUCAUAUUGUGCUGCUGUACUGAUGUUUAAUGUGGUCUUAAAAAUAGUGAAAAGUAAUAGUAUAAUUUUAUUGAGUAUUUUGAAUGGGAAUUGUUCUUCGACAAAUCAUUGUCAGAAAUUUUAACUGAUAUUGGUAUAUGUCCUGCUAUAUAACUUGAACAUAUCAUAUCGUGUGCCUAUGAGUGUGUGAGUGAUUGGUUGACUAAUAUUAAUGCACCAAAAUAUGAAUAUGCUCCUUGUUUGUAACAAACAUAAUAUAAUAUUGUAUGAUUUCUGAAUUUUUAAUUAAAUACACAUUAGACCCUG
This is a messenger RNA of Zootermopsis nevadensis, 3088 nucleotides long. RefSeq names its product N-acetylgalactosaminyltransferase 7 (gene Pgant7). The record is from RefSeq and is a predicted model, not a curated record. Gene Ontology annotation, cellular component: Golgi apparatus. Gene Ontology annotation, biological process: protein O-linked glycosylation. Lineage: Eukaryota; Metazoa; Arthropoda; Insecta; Blattodea; Termopsidae. Gene Ontology annotation, molecular function: polypeptide N-acetylgalactosaminyltransferase activity.